Acanthamoeba castellanii str. Neff is the source of this 5001-nucleotide messenger RNA. RefSeq names its product serine/threonine protein kinase. The record is from RefSeq and is a predicted model, not a curated record. The transcript is spliced from 14 exons. The coding region runs from base 1 to 5001 and encodes 1666 amino acids. Gene Ontology annotation, biological process: cyclic nucleotide biosynthetic process; protein phosphorylation; intracellular signal transduction. NCBI's taxonomy places the organism in Eukaryota, Discosea, Longamoebia, Acanthamoebidae. Gene Ontology annotation, molecular function: ATP binding; protein kinase activity.
AUGGCCGUACUUCGCCGCAGCCCACUCCUCCUUCUCUGCACCCUCAUAUUUUUCUCUCUCCUCGCUGGCACAGGAGCCCUCGUAAUCACCGGGGUCGGUUCCUCCGGUUCCGUCACUUCCCUGUGGCGGCAGCUCAGCAGUGGCUACCAGUACCGAAGGGACAACGUGGUGGUACAGUACACACAAGAGACCACCGCGGAAACAGCCUUGGCCACCUUCGCUGCGGGCAACGCCGACUUCGUGAGUCUGGACAGUGCCAUCUCGCAAGACCUCGUUCCGCUGGCCGGCGUGGCCCUCGUCGUUGCCUACAACCUGCCCGGUUUGAGUUAUCAGCUGGUAUUGGAUGGCAACACCCUGGCACAAAUAUUCAUGGGCUCCAUCACCUCGUGGGCGGAUCCCGCAAUCCUGGCGCUCAACCAGAACCUCACCUCGUCGGACCUGCCCGACGUGCCCAUCACCAUGAGCUUCACCGAGACCCUGAUCGGGACGGCCGGCUCGCAGGUGUUCAAGACCGCCCUCUCCAUAUUCAACGCCGAAUUCGCCCAGCAGCUUAACGCCGCCGGUGGCCUGCUCGCCGGCCUGCCGCCGGCCCAGAAUGGCAAGGCCAUGCGAUUCGACAACCCCACGGACCGCUUCGAUUACGUCAGGAACAAUGCCUACAGCAUCACGUACAUCGACUAUCCGGCCUUCCUUCAACAAUCCAACAUGAGCUACGCCGCCAUGGUGAACAGGGCGGGCAAUAUUGUCCAGCCCACCGCCGCCAACGUGCAGUCGGCCAUGAACGACUUCAUUGAAACUGUCCACCAAGGAGACCUGUCGGCCGACAUCAUCGAUGGCAAUGGCACCAACACGUGGCCCAUGCCCUACGUCUCCCUCGUCGGCGUGCUCAACAACACCAACACAACAGACUGUACUCCGUUGAAGCAGUUCCUGGAGAUCCUGGCCUGGGUGGCCACCAAUGGCCAGACGGAGACCACGCUCCAGACCAACGGCUGGGCGCCGCUCACCAUCGCCUACAAGAAGCGCUUGAUCGACCUGCUCGUCCUGCUCCAGUGCCAAGACCAACAGGCCCUCACCGUGGCCUACCUCAUCGGCACGGGCGGACCCCUCUCCGCCUUCUACGAUUGGGCUCAGGAGUACUCCACCAGUUCCUACGUCCAGAAGUACUUUGACAGCACCACCGCCGCCGCCAUCACCGCCAUGCAGGAUGAUGACGUCGACUUUGGCGCCACGAGCUACGUGUUGAGCCAAGAGACGCUCCACGAGAUCGGCGAGGACGUGGAGCUGUUCACCAUCACGGCCUUCCCCAUGGUCUUUGUCUACAACCUGCCCGAGAUUCUCAACAAGGGCAUUCUGGUCCUGAACAUGAACGUGGUGGCGGGCAUCCUGCGGAACACGAUCACGAACUGGCGCGACGAAGCCAUCCUGACGCUCAACCCCACCAUCGAGGACCUUCUCCCCGACCGCGAGAUCAUGCCCGUCUUCUCCUCGGGCUUCUCGGUCGUCACCCAGGUGUGGACCCAGGUCCUGGCCGAAGCCGUGCGUAACUGGAAUUCCACGGUGGGCGUAACCGGCUACCCUGAUCCCUUCCCGGUCGUGGGCAGCAACAGCUCUACGCUGAUGACCGGCACGUCGACGGUGACGAUCCCCUAUGUGGCGGCGAACCCCUACUCGUUCGUGUUCGCCUCGGCGGGCCAGAUCAUCACUCAGCGCAAGCUGCGCGAGGCGGCCAUCGUCAACGCCGCCGGUAAGGCCGUGCAGCCGACCACGGCGGCCACCACCGCGGCCCUGCAGGACGCCGACAUCACCAACCUGCGCGCCAUCUGGGGUCCGGAACCGAGCGGAUAUCCUGUCGUCACCUUCAAUUCCCUGAUCGCGCACACGGUCACCACGGGCGACUGCGUGAAGGCGCGCGCACUGUACGACUUCAUGUGGUGGUCCCAGUCGAGCACGACCGCCGACUUGGCGGCCGACCGUAACUUUGUCGUCGUCGCCAGCAAGUCGAGCGCGAUCAAGCGCAGGAUGGUCUCGCAGCUGUCGCGCGUGCGGUGCAACGGCCAGCCGGCCAGCUCGGUCUACUCGUGCAUCAUGAACGACAUGGUGUGUAGCGACCACGGCGUGUGCGUCAACUCGCGCUGCCAGUGCGACAACGGCUUCUCGGGCAGCUACUGCCAGUCCAACUCCUCCAGCUCCGACGACACGGGCACGACCCUGGCGCUGUCGCUCGGCAUCGCGCUGCCGGUCGUGGGCAUCAUUCUGCUCAUCAUGGCCUGCGUCAUCGCGUGCCUCUGCUGCUUCGCCCGCAAGAAGGGCGGCGGCCGCAACGACUGGGAGAUCUCCACCGACGAGCUCGAGAUGGGCGAUCCGCUCGGCGCCGGCGGCUACGGCGAGGUGUACCGCGCGCGCUGGAGGGGCACCGAGGUCGCCGUCAAGAUGAUCCCGCCGGCGGCCUUCGGCAAGGACACCGCCCGCAGCUUCAUCGAAGAGGUGCGCGUGAUGACCGCGCUGCGGCAUCCCAACGUGGUGCUGUUCAUGGCCGCCUGCACCAAGCCGCCCAAGAUGUGCAUCGUCAUGGAGUACAUGGCCCUGGGCUCGCUCUACGAGCUGCUGCACAACGAGCUCAUCCCGGAGCUGCCGUUCACGCUCAAGGCCAAGAUGGCGUACCAGGCGGCCAAGGGCAUGCACUUCCUGCACUCGUCGGGCAUCGUGCACCGCGACCUCAAGUCGCUCAACCUGCUGCUCGACAACAAGUGGAACGUCAAGGUCUCCGACUUUGGCCUCACCCGGUUCCGCGAGGAGAUGAAGAAGUCCGGCGCCAAGGACGCCCAGGGCAGUCUCCACUGGACCGCGCCCGAGAUCCUCAACGAGUCGCCCGAGAUCGAUUACAUCCUCGCCGAUGUGUACUCGUUUGGCAUCAUUUUGUGGGAGUUGAUGACCAGGCGACAGCCCUACGCCGGACUGAGCCCGGCCGCGGUGGCCGUGGCCGUGAUCAGGGACAACCUGCGACCGACGCUGAUGGAAGUGGAGGGCGACACGCAGCCGGACUACGUUGAGCUGAUGGUCUCGUGCUGGCACCAGGACCCCACCAUCCGCCCGACCUUCCUCGAAAUCAUGACCCGCCUCUCGUCCAUGCACGGCGACUCAAGCACGGCCAUGUUCACCUCGCGCUCGUCGUCGUCGUCGGCCACCGGCACCAGCAACAAGCCCAAGAUCCCGCGGUCCAACUCGUCGUGGACACUACCGUCCGACCGCGGUUCGGUGUCGUCCAAGAGCAGCGGCGGGUCGCGGGCCAGCUCCAAGGCCUCGCGGACCGGGCGGCGCCUGGAGGACCGCGACGCGGUGCGACCGCCCGAGGGCGAGGUGACGAUCGUGUUCACCGACAUCACGCGCGCCGCCUCGCUCUGGGAGUACGACCCCAACGCCAUGCGCGACGCGACGCUGCUGCACAACGAGGCCCUGCGCUCGAUCCUGCGCAAGCACCGCGGCUACGAGGUAAUUUUCAUCCGCGACCGCAACUCGGGCGAGGGGUCGUUCUGCAUGGCCUUCCAGGACCCGAUAGACGCCGUCAACUGGUGCAUGGACGCCCAGCGCCUGCUGCUCACCAUCGACUGGCCGCGCUCGCUGCUCGAGCACCCGGGCGCGGUCGAGGAGUGGGGCGACACCGACGACAAGGUUCUCUUCAAGGGCCUCCGCGUGCGCAUGGGUGUCCACCUGGGCACUCCCAAGGCCAUCAAGGACGUCAAGACCCGGCGUGUCGAGUACUCGGGUCCGACGGUGACCAUGGCCACCCGCAUCACGGCCCUCACCCACGGCGGCCAGAUCCUGCUGUCGCGCGACGUCUACGAGCGCCUGCGCGACACGCCUCUCGCCCAGGAGAAGAACCGCAUCCUGUACCUGGGCAAGUUCAGUAUACCGGACCUGAUCCAGGGCGAGAAGCUCUACGAGCUGCGCGCGACGGGCCUCGAGGCCCGGUUCUUCGGCGGCGUGACGCAGGACAAGGAGAUCCGCGGCGGGGCCAGCCUGUCGCGCAGCUCCCGCAGCUCCCACAGCUCGGUGGAGAGCUACAGCUCCGGCGGCUCGGUGCGGUCGCACGUGUCGUCGGACAGCGAGGUGCAGUCGGUCGUGGGCGACGGGCUCAUGUUCAAGGAGGAUUCGUCGCUCACGUCGGCCAACCUGUGCCGGUGGAUCAUCAACUACGACGAGAUCCAGCUGGGCAAGCAGAUCGGCAUGGGGUCGUACGGCAUCGUCUACCGCGGCAAGUGGAAGGGCGUCGAGGUGGCGGUGAAGCGGUUCAUCAAGCAGAAGCUGGACGAGCGGCGCAUGCUCGAGUUCCGCGCCGAGAUGGCCUUCCUGUCGGAGCUGCACCACCCCAACAUCGUGCUCUUCAUCGGCGCCUGCGUGCGCCAGCCGAACAUGUGCAUCGUGACCGAGUACGUGCGCCAGGGCUCGCUCAAGGACAUCAUCUCCAACACCAGCAUCAAGCUUUCGUGGGGCCAGAAGCUGAGCCUCAUGCGCUCUGCCGCGCUCGGCGUCGACUACCUCCACUCGCUGCAGCCGGUGAUCGUGCAUCGCGACCUGAAGCCCUCCAACCUGCUGGUGGACGACAAUGGCAACGUGAAGGUGGCCGACUUCGGGUUCGCGCGCAUCAAGGAGGACAACGCGACCAUGACCCGCUGCGGCACGCCCUGCUGGACCGCGCCCGAGAUCAUCCAGGGACAGAAGUACUCGGAGAAGGCCGAUCUGUUCUCGUUCGGCAUCAUCAUGUGGGAGGUGCUCACUCGGCGCCAGCCCUACGCCGGACGCAACUUCAUGGACGUGUCGCUCGACGUGCUCGAGGGCCGCCGCCCGCAGGUGCCACCCGACACGCCGCAGGACUUUGCCAAGCUCAUCAAGAAGUGCUGGCACUCGGACCCCAACAAGCGGCCGGCCAUGGAGGACGUCAUCGAGCUGCUCGAAGACCACCUCGCCCAGUGCCACGGCAGCGGAGGCGAAAUCGUGUAA